This is a messenger RNA of Aspergillus neoniger CBS 115656, 759 nucleotides long. RefSeq lists its product as uncharacterized. NCBI's taxonomy places the organism in Eukaryota, Fungi, Ascomycota, Eurotiomycetes, Eurotiales, Aspergillaceae. The transcript is spliced from 2 exons. The record is from RefSeq and is a predicted model, not a curated record. Bases 154 to 681 code for a protein of 175 amino acids.
CUUGAUCUUUCUUAGGAUCAAAAACACAGAUCGAGAGGUCAUCUUUCUCGUUUCCAUAUAAUAUAUCCAGUAGCCCGUUUUCUUUCACAUUAAUCUACCAUCCGGUUUUCCCAAAGCGAAGGUAGUACGGGAUUCUCCUAAUCCCUCAUCGCUAUGACGGGUUCUAAGUCCUUUGUAGGAGCAUUUGCUCCACGUUCUUCGGGAAAGCCUUAUCCUUCGACAGCGGACAUGGUCAUGGAAUUGAACAUGCUCACGGAAACCAUGAAAGAUAUGACCUCCCAAAUCGAACAAUAUCAGGGCGGUAUGAGCAAUUUGCUUUACUUGAUUCGGGGCACCUACAAAGUCCAUGAUAGUGCCUUGAUCGCACAGAAAAGAAUCGCAUCCACAGAGGUAACAGAAGGCCGGGACAAGGAAGAUCAAGUCUUGACUGCUACCUACGAAAUGAUCGACGCCCUGACUCAGGCUAUUGUGGCUACUGCAAGCAAGGUCCCCUUUGUGAAGAAGAUCCCCAGCGGAUUUUCGAUUGUCCAGGCGGUCUUGCGCAAGAUCUAUGAAGCCAAGGAAGGGUUACGGGCGGCACUUCUCAAGCACUGUGCGAAUGGGUUUACAUCGGAAAUCCUGGAAUUGUUUCGCGACUUCGAGCAGAGGUACACAGAUCUGAUGUCAGAUCUGAGAGCUUAGCAUAUUUCACUCAAAACAUACAAACUGGGAUUGAAGGCCCCUCAUAUGGCUGCGAAGACACUGUGCGGUGUGACCUGU